Daucus carota subsp. sativus is the source of this 531-nucleotide messenger RNA. RefSeq names its product transcription factor PCF2. Bases 1 to 531 code for a protein of 176 amino acids. Gene Ontology annotation, cellular component: nucleus. Gene Ontology annotation, molecular function: sequence-specific DNA binding; DNA-binding transcription factor activity. Lineage: Eukaryota; Viridiplantae; Streptophyta; Magnoliopsida; Apiales; Apiaceae. The record is from RefSeq and is a predicted model, not a curated record. The transcript has a single exon.
AUGUCUUCACAAAAAGAUUUCAAGGGUGAUUCUCAAGUGAGCGGCGGUCCUUCCCAACCGGCACCAAAGAAAGAGAGGUAUACCAAGGUGGAGGGUAGGGGCAGUAGGAUCCGAAUGCCCACUCUUUGUGCUACUCGGGUCUUCCAACUGACCAAAGAGUUGGGUUUGGCCACAGAUGGUGCAACAAUCCAGUGGCUUCUUGAACAAGCGGAGCCCGCCAUUAUUAGGGCUACAGGAACCGGAACAGUGCCUGCUAUUGCUACUGUAACUGCUGAUGGCUCCCUCAGAGUCCCGGAGACGAAAGAGGGAGCUGCUGAGGAUGUUUCCAAGACCUCGGGACUUGCGGCUGUGGGUCCCAGCCCCAUGUCUGUGCCAGGGUAUGGGAUGGCGGCGGAAAAUGGAAUGAAGAUGAACCAGAACCAGGCCAGCGUUAGCUGCGAAGCGAGGGUGAGCUCUGCUGCAGAGGACGAGUAUGAUGAGGUGGUAUUGAUGGGCAAGAAGAUUAGGUUUCGUAAAGGGGCCUUUGAAUGA